AUGGGAUGCGGUGCCAGUCAGAGAAGCUACCAGAUAGUGAAGGAGCCUCCUUCGGAAGAGACUCUGGUACAGUCGCAGCGAGAAAAAGCGGGCGGAGAAGGAACAUGGCACAAGGACGUUUCCACCGGAGCAGUCGGUGCUGUCAGUCAAGGAGCCUCUGCGCCGCGCUCGGAGCAGCCUCCUGCAAGCAGGCAUGUAGGUGUUCCGGGAACUGGCGAUCAGAGGAACAGGCCGCCGGUAGCCAGCCCACAGCGUUACAAGGAGACCGCAGUACUCCCAUGUGCCAGAAGGUUGGACUUGACCGAGUUCGAGAUGUUAGAUCUCAUCGACGAGACUCCAAUGUCAGCAGUGUAUCGCUUGCGUCACAGGCGCACCGGCAUCACCGUUGCUGGAAAGAGAAUCCAGAAGGGCUGUGACGUGCACCGUUCUGGUGACUACCUCAAUGAAGUCCAGAUGCUACACUCGCUCGCAAAGUCCCCGUACAUUGUCAGCCUGCACGGGAUAUAUGACUCUGAGCGCGAGUUCUGGACAGUGGUGGAGCUUUGUGCCGGUGGUCGACUGUCAGACUGGCUGGGACGGUAUGCAAACACCGCCAAGACCGUCGUGCAGCAGCUGCUAGAGGCGGUAUGUCACUUGCAUUCACGGCUAAUUUGCCAUCUCGACAUAAAGCCGGACAACGUGCUCCUCUCUGGAUCAGGAGAAGUCCGGCUUUGCGACUUCGUGACGGCAUGUCAGCUCCAGCAGGCCGACCAGCAGCUUUUUGGCAAAUGUGGAACUGUCGGCUUUCGGGCUCCAGAAGUUGAAAGCGGAGGUGCCUACAGCGGCUUGAAGGCUGAUGUCUACUCUUUGGGGCGGACCCUGCAGAUUCAGGAACUCCGCGCAGCGAGAACGGGUUGGCCAGAGCUGGAAGAGAUCCUUCCAUACAUGACCAAACAUGAGUCGCUGGAUCGCCCGGAGAUGAAGAUGAUUCAGGAGCACCUCACCGCUGGCUCACGAGGCAGGCAGCAGCUGGAUUGGAGCUCGCUGGAGUCCAUAAGCUACCAGCAAGUUCUGGCCGAAAACUCGCUUGAGCCGUGUGUCAUGGUUGGCAAAGCUGCUCCUCCUAAGGAGAGAGACAGUGUGCAGCGACCACGAGCAAGGGGGUUGCGAGCCGCUGAAGCGGGACCGGCAAUGAAGGCUUGCCACUCCAGCUACUGCCGGCGGCUGGGGACCUGCAUUUGCAAUGAUCGAGUUCCUGCAACAUCAGCCUCGAUGAAACCGCAGGACCGAAAGAUGGCAAGUGGCCGUCGCUGCAGCACGCCGCCUUCUAAGCUCAGGAAUGACCAAAGAGACUUCACUGCAAGAACGGGGAUUUCGUCCCGCUAUGCUCACUUCGCCUCACCACAAAAUCCCCAGAAGCUGAUAGUAGAACCUUAA
This is a messenger RNA of Symbiodinium sp. CCMP2456, 1416 nucleotides long. NCBI's taxonomy places the organism in Eukaryota, Dinophyceae, Suessiales, Symbiodiniaceae. The record is from the annotation of a GenBank genome assembly.